AACUUUUGAUAGCAGUGGAUGAACUUAAUAUUCAACAAUUGAUUUCUUAUAUUCAAGAAUAUUUAAUUGAACAUCAAACCGAAUUUUUGCAUCAAAAUCCAACUGGUAUUCUUGAAAUUAUUUAUCAAUAUGAAACAUUUACGGAUUUAUGGAAUUUUUGUCUUGAAAAAAUUUGUGAAGAACCUAAAAUUUUAUUUAAUUCAGAUAAAUUUAUUGAUUUAAAGGCUCCAUUAUUUUAAAUGUUGAUUAAACGAGAUGAUUUAAAUAUGAAGGAAAUUGAGAUUUGGGAAGGUUUAUUUAAAUGGUGUUUUGCUCAACAAAAUAUGUUAAAUGAUCCAACUAAAUGGAGUAAAGAUGAUGCUAUAAAAAUUGAGAGAUCAUUACACAGAUUUAUUCCUUUAAUUAGAUUCUAUGAUAUUAACCCUGCAGAUUUAUAAUCUUUUAGAAUUUCAUAUAGUCCCUAAUAUAAAACCUAAAACUAAUGUAGCACCUUCAAGAAAGCCAAACUUAAAAUUUAAACUUGAUUCAACCUUAAUUGAAUCAAAUCAUAUCCCACUGUUUGCUUCAUGGAUUGAUAGAAAAGAUUCUUAUAAAAAAAAUGAUAUUCCUUAUGAAUUUAAGUUAUUAUAUUGUUCAAGUAGAGAUGGAUUUGAUGCUGCAUCAUUUCAUAGAAAUUGUGACAAUAA
Rhizophagus irregularis DAOM 181602=DAOM 197198 is the source of this 686-nucleotide messenger RNA. The record is from RefSeq and is a predicted model, not a curated record. Lineage: Eukaryota; Fungi; Glomeromycota; Glomeromycetes; Glomerales; Glomeraceae.